Messenger RNA from Cephus cinctus (wheat stem sawfly), 2520 nucleotides. It is a transcript of the gene CSN5, whose product is annotated as COP9 signalosome complex subunit 5. The record is from RefSeq and is a predicted model, not a curated record. NCBI's taxonomy places the organism in Eukaryota, Metazoa, Arthropoda, Insecta, Hymenoptera, Cephidae. Gene Ontology annotation, biological process: protein deneddylation. The transcript is spliced from 4 exons. Gene Ontology annotation, molecular function: deNEDDylase activity; metallopeptidase activity; protein binding. Gene Ontology annotation, cellular component: cytoplasm; COP9 signalosome. Bases 234 to 1265 code for a protein of 343 amino acids.
AAAUGAAAAUUGAUGUUAACAUACUUCUGGCCGUUGUAGACGCUGUGAGAAUGCGGCUUAUUGCGAGACCAUGCGAGACUAAAAUUCAUCAUGGCGCCUUGCUGCUUUCGUUGUUCACCUCGAGAAUAAUACACGCGUUUUAUCGUUUUAGCGUUAAAUCGUUAAGAUUUACUCAUAAUUUGUCAAUUGUCCCUGUAACGUUUUCUCUUACAGUUUAAAUAAAACGCCAGGACAUGGCGAGCACUUCGAGCGAUCAAUCAACGACUGCCCAGAAAACAUGGGAAAUGUCAAACAAUGUUGAAUCCAUCAGUACCGUAGAUGAAAUUUAUCGUUAUGAUCGUAAAGAACAGCAAGAUAUACUAGCUGCUAAACCAUGGGAAAAGGAUCCUCACUUUUUCAAAGAUAUUAAAAUAUCUGCUUUGGCUCUUCUUAAAAUGGUGAUGCAUGCUCGUUCUGGUGGAACGCUAGAAGUGAUGGGACUUCUCCUAGGAAAAGUAGCAGCUAACACGAUGAUUGUCAUGGACUCUUUUGCACUACCAGUCGAGGGUACAGAAACACGUGUUAAUGCCCAAGCACAGGCUUAUGAAUAUAUGACUGCUUACAUAGAAGCAGCCAAACAGGUUGGAAGACAAGAAAAUGCUAUAGGAUGGUAUCACAGCCAUCCUGGUUAUGGAUGUUGGUUAUCAGGAAUUGACGUAUCGACUCAAAUGCUCAAUCAAAACUUCCAAGAACCAUUUGUCGCUAUAGUAAUUGACCCAGUAAGAACAAUCUCAGCUGGAAAAGUAUGUUUAGGUGCUUUCCGAACGUAUCCAAAGGGCUACAAACCAGCCAAUGAGGAGCCAUCGGAGUACCAAACAAUCCCUUUGAAUAAAAUCGAAGACUUUGGUGUUCAUUGCAAGCAAUAUUACUCCUUAGAAGUAACCUAUUUCAAAUCAUCAUUAGAUCGACGACUCCUCGACUCCUUGUGGAAUAAGUAUUGGGUGAAUACCCUCAGCUCAUCAAGUCUUUUAACAAAUGCAGACUACACCACUGGACAAAUAUUUGAUCUCUCGGACAAACUAGAACAAUCCGAAGUUGCUCUUGGUAGAGGAGGAUUUCUUCUAAGUGGUACAGAUCCUCACGAUCGUCGAACCGAAGACAAACUAGUGAAAGCAACUCGAGAUAGUUGCAAAACAACCAUAGAAGUAAUACACGGUCUGAUGGCCCAAAUCAUCAAAGACAGAUUAUUCAAUCAAGUCGGUAAUAGCGCAACUGAUUCUUCUUAGAUCCCUAGAGAAACAAUAUUGCUAAGUGUAACAGACACCUAAAAUAAAUGUGAGUAACCGGAGUCACGCACUGACGAAUGGACAUUACAAUCAGCAAGCUACCCCUUUUAUCCUUUUUUCACAAAUAAAUCGUAAAGUGCACAAAGGGUCUCUAGAAUACAUAUACACGAGUCUUCACGCGGAUAUAAAUUACCGUGGAAUAAAAAUACAUUUUAUUUUCACACCUUGAUUCACUAAAAAGUAUAUACAGCGUCUUUAUCGUUAUUCAUUAUCCUCGUAACUGAAGUAUAUACAUAUAUACAUAUACAAUAUAAACAUACAUAAUGUAUAUAAAUAUUCAUACAAACAUUAUAUAUAUGUAUAUACCCCAAUGCCCGUGAGCGCGCAUCUACGUGAUCUUUGUUUUCUCACUCUCAAUCACGCACAGAUGCGUACGCACUCUCGCGCUCACACGCGCGAUAUACCAUAUAUAUAUAUAUAGUUUAUAAAACUAAUAUAAGGGCUGAGAAGAAGUAGGCAGGGCCACCCCCUUUCACUGAAGGGCUGAAACGAUUCGCACAAGGAAUUUUACAAGGGACGGAGCGUAAAAUACGUAGGAGUCUGCACCGUCGCGCUUCGGCACGCGCAUUAAUAAUAUAUCUACUUGUUUAUUAAGAAGACCGAAACGCGAUAAUCCGAUGGAGCCACGAUGCUUAUGAAUUCAACAGACAUCGCGACGCCCGCGUGAGAUCAUACGUGAUCAAAGAAUUAGCGCAAUUUGCUAGAGAACAUUCCAUUCCAUACUUUUUGCCUUUUCUUUUCUUUUUAGGCACUUUCGCAUGUUUCAUGCGCGAGUGUCGUAUUAUACAUUAUUUUAUCCGCAUUUUUUUCGGUCCAUGCAACUCUUUAUCUUUCAAUAGUGUCACGGCACGCAGAUGGUGAAAUAAUACUACUUUAGGCGAAAAGACGUUCAGCCCCACACGUUCACAAAGGGAUAUACUUUUAUGCGUAUAUAUGUGUACAUAUAUAAUAGAUGUUCAUAUAUAUAGGUAUAUAUAAAUAAAUAACAUAUAUGUACACGUAUAUUAUAUGUAUUUAUAUCUAGCUAGACUGAAAAAAUGUAUAAACGCUACGCGUAUCACGGCACAAGAUGUCUACGGAUUCUUUCGGGCAUCGUAAUGUAGUUUUUACAUGUGACAGAAAGAAAAAAAACCAUGAAAUAUGCCAAGGACGAAGGAGAGUAGGACACGUGAAAUAAAGGAAUUUAUUAACAUUA